AUGUCCAGCUCAGACAGACCCUCAGGGGAGACAGACGUCCGGCAGCUCCUGAAACUCUACCGAACUGAGAUCUCCAUGGCGGUGGACGACACUUUCCCGCUGCUCCAUGGCCUGGCCGAUCACGACGUCAUCACAGAGGACAAGUUCAAGGAGACUCAGAGGUUGGGAGAAAGGGACGGCUGCCACAAGGCACUCCAUGCCCUGCUCAGCUGGCUCCUGGGGAGGGACUCGGCGUCCAUCCGCGCCUUCUGGGCGGUGUUGUUCAAGGACUACAACCUCGAGAGAUAUGGCAGGUUACAGGCCAUCCACAGCAGUUUCCCCAAAGACGUGGACCUCAGCCGAGGCCACAAGGGGAGGAGGCCCCCAGCCAGCCUGAAGGUCUCAAGUACUUACAGACUCUCAGGGAAGCGGAAGGGCCUGGAAGAAAAGGAGGCCCCUCAGCCGGCCUCCCAGGCCCUGAGAGGUGCUUCCAGCCCAGGACCCCCCCACAAGGUGAAGCCCCCCAGGAAGCCAGAGAACUCAGAGCCCCCACGUUUCCCCCUGGGAAACGGAAUCCGGAGCGUGUCUGCUUCGGUCCAGAGGGCUGUGGCCGUGGCCGCCAGCGAGCUCCCAGGCACCUGCGGGGCAGUGGAGGGGGUCCUUAUUAAACAGGUGUUCGAGUCAGGAGGCUCCAAGAAAUGCAUCCAAGUUGGCGGAGAGUUUUACACACCAGGCAAGUUUGAGGAGCCCAGUGGGAAGAACAAAACAAGAAGCCCAAAGCCGCCAACACGAACCAAAGCGACCCAGGCUCCCCAAAACGGCAGAGCAGAGCUGCAGCUGAGCCAACAGAGCGGUGGGCCUGCCAGGCCAGCCCAGCCCCCAGAGCUGCACCUCCACCAGAAAAAUGAUGAUGAAUGUGCUGUAUGUAGAGAUGGUGGGGAGCUGAUCUGCUGUGAUGGGUGUCCCCGGGCCUUCCACCUGGCCUGCCUGGAGCCGCCAUUGACAGAAAUCCCCAGCGGGAUGUGGCGGUGUGGAUGCUGCAUAGUUGGGAAGGUGCACCAGGACGGGCGUCACGGAGACCAGAGAGACAUCCCCUCACAGACUCCGGCUCUCCUUGGGCUAAGGCCAGCUAGGACACAGGUGAAGAACCCAACCCAGGAGCCACCCCCGGGACUGGGGGCUACUUUCACCUUCAAACAGCCUCUCCCCCCUGCUUCUUCUCCGGCCCUGAUGUCAGCCCUUCCUCUGACUUCCUGCCAGCCUCUGCAGAGCUCGGGGCCUGAGAGGCAGCAGCAGCAGCUCUCAGCUGAAGAGCAGUGUGGGGUCUGCCAAGGAAGUAAGGACGUGCUUCAUUGUGCCCAGUGCUCCGGGGCCUUCCACUGGCACUGCCAUUUCCCAGCUGACUCCAACAGCACAGGGGGGAUUGUCAAGUGCAAACUCUGUUCCCAAGCCCCCGUCCUCCUUCCCGGAGAGGAUGCUCUGAGCACCAGCAUCUCAGCCCUGGAGCCCGUGAAGUCUACUGAGAGGCAGCCGUCCUCCCGGAGGGCAGGACAAGCCCUCGGACAGGCUGCUCGUGUAGCUUGGGCUGACGUUCACUUCUCUGCACCCCAGGUGAGCGGAGAGCCUUCUCGGACUGAGACCAUCCUGAAUAAAGAUGAGCUGGACUCCCUUCUGGGAGAGAACUCCUUUGAUGGAAUCCUGCAGUGGGCCUUCCAGAAUAUGUCCCGGCCCCUCUCUGAGGCCCAGAGCUUUUUCUCUUAACGCCCUAUAAAAGCGGAGCCCAGCCACUUACGGAAGAAUGUAAGCAGGCGGUGGUGCUGGACAUCUCGGGCCGCCUGGGCUCUUCCCCACAACCGUCCCCGGCAGUCUGCAGCUUUCUUGUGCACGCCCUGAAUGCGGGAGCAAUGCCAGUGAUUGGCCAUGUGGUGCCAAGGGACAAAAGUACUCAGGACCACUCAUUUCUGUGCUUUGGGGGAGGGGAUGUGGGGUGGAGGGAAGGGGGAUGGGGCCAGUGGAAGAAGCCAAGGUGGGAGCCAAGGAGAGAGCCCAUCCUGGGUAAAAAUCAAUAAGGUGAAUGAAAUAAAGAAUAAAAUGAAAUACAAUGGGAGGCUUGAGGUAUAGGGGGGAAGGGCGGGAGCACCCAAAGGCUUCAGAGACCACCAAUGACUUUUGCACAUGAUCUCAGAGCACUCACUCAUGGCUGGUUUGGUGGUGCUCCUGAGCAGGGCGUCAGGGGGUCGUAGGGCGUUUCACAGGACUAUGUUACCCCCCUCUGAGGCAGUCUGCAUCGCACAGACACAAUUCUCACCGGUGGGACGGGGGCUGCUGAAAGGAACCGCUCUGAACCCCAGCUCUGUCACUCAGGACAAAUAACUGAGCUCUCAGGGCCUCCCCUCUCCUUGGCAAAAAGAGGUCCCUGCCAGCUACAGCUCCCGUGACCGGAGGGGGGCGAGUCUCAUCCAGAGCCCGGCAAUCUCACAAUCUCUCCCAGAUGGGGGAAAUAAUCCAACAAUAGCGGGUCCUGCCCAAGAAUGAGCCUUUCUGGGCACACGGGUCGGGAUCGGGCCCAAAUCUAGGAUUCUCUCCCCCGGUUUUGAUGCAUCCACACCAACGAGAAAAUGUGAGGCCCAAAGCGGAGGCAGGGACAGGGCGGAUUCAAAGGAAGGGGCUAUUUGCGGGGCCCCAGAACGCGCGUUCUUGGGGGAGUCUGGGGCCUCCUUCCCCGGAUGCAGCCUCCCCCGGGGAAUGGGAGGAUGCUCUCCCUUCGCCUUCCCCAGGAUUCAGGAACCUCUGUCUCCGCGUCUACCCUGGAGAGAGAAAUGACGCGCAGAGCUCUAGGAUUUCCCCAUCAGGACUCAGUUUGGUGCUUUCUAGGUCCGGUGGAAGGAGUCUGGGAAGAUCACUCCUGCUUCCUGUUACUCCUUUUCAGUUCAGAUGGGCACCUGUUGUGCAUCCGUCAC
Molecule: messenger RNA, 2939 nt
Organism: Antechinus flavipes (yellow-footed antechinus)
Lineage: Eukaryota; Metazoa; Chordata; Mammalia; Dasyuromorphia; Dasyuridae
Gene: AIRE
Product: autoimmune regulator
Exons: 14
Coding region: 1-1740 (579 amino acids)
Biological process (GO): humoral immune response; regulation of transcription by RNA polymerase II
Cellular component (GO): cytoplasm; nucleus
Molecular function (GO): DNA-binding transcription factor activity, RNA polymerase II-specific; translation regulator activity; DNA binding
Source: RefSeq, a predicted model, not a curated record